This is a messenger RNA of Doryrhamphus excisus (bluestripe pipefish), 3863 nucleotides long. RefSeq lists its product as uncharacterized. NCBI's taxonomy places the organism in Eukaryota, Metazoa, Chordata, Actinopteri, Syngnathiformes, Syngnathidae. The record is from RefSeq and is a predicted model, not a curated record.
CAAUGGCACAGAGAGAGGUUGCGGAAGUGUUAGCAGAUGCAGCGGAGAUAUCAGGGGAGUAUAAAGACUCUACUCCAAAUGCUGAAGACCAAAAACCCAAGGGGGGCCGGAGUCUCAAGGAUCCAUUUGGAGGAACAAUAGAUGGAUGAUGCAUUGAGUGAAGGAAAGGAAAACUGAUAAAGACUCUGAUUUCUGAGUCAUUCAUCUUCAAAGACUGCAGACAAUUUUCAAUACGAUGCACUUGUGGAGAAGGUAGGAGACUCAGGAAAAUCAACCCAAAUCCUGAUGCAGAAUGCGGUCGGUUGCGGACAAAGACUCAAACAAGGACCUAAAACCCGUUAUUUAAGGUAUAGCGAUUCAGAGACUUCCUUGCUAAGGAGAGUGAAAGCUACCAAUGUCUGAAAAGCAUUUUGGAAAAGCAAUAUCACCUCAGAAUAUGGAAGGAAGGGUAAAGCAGGGCGAUGAAUGUUGGAGAAUAACGUCUGACAUCGAGCAAGGGGAGCAGUUACUUCAGCGUCUGCAACUGGUGCAACAACGGCAAGUGGCGGAUAUCUCCGCUUGCAAGGACGUUGGUGGCGAUGUAGAAGAUGGGGGGAAGUUUCUGGCAGCAAAAGCAAGGGAUCGAACUUGUCCAAAUGACAAAGUAGAUAUGAAGUCUGACAGGACAAGGACGACCCUAAUGGAGAAAGAACGGAAUGACGGGAACGGAAGUAGAGUUGCCCAAGCAAAUAAGCCAACACAUAUGGAGCGCUACAAUAUGACCGUAACAGAGGGGGCUUAUUCUGAUGAUGAUGUCAGUUGGGUGAGUGCAGAUUGGUCUCCAAUUUCCAAGCCAGCUUCUUGUCACCGCCUCUCUGUCACGGAGACCUCCAUGGAAAGAAGAGUCCACCAGGAUGCCGAAGGCAAACACAACCUGCAAAGAGUUGGGGGGGUUCUAAACUUAGCCGAUGAUCCGGACAUAUUGGAGAUCCCCUUUAAUACCAACAUCCUGUUUGAGACAAUUCCAACCAAGGUAUGUCCAGGCCAGGAUGAUGACUGGCAGAUCUCCGAACAGAAGACGCCAAAAGAGACUCCGAAGAUUCAGCAAGAACUUGGAAUGACUGGAUUUGGAGAAAUCUCAACGGAGUAUAUAAAAGGGGGGGCCCAUCAAUUAAAGGAAACCAGACUGCUGUUUGAAUCUUUUCAACAGGAUAACACGCAAGGUCCAACCAGGAUAAGGAAACCGUUUUCUGCGUCAAUGAAAGAUCAGGUUAAUCCCUCGGUGCUGGAGCGCACACGUAGCUUGGAGAUGUUUUCCGUGAAAAGUAACCCCAUUUCCAGAGCACAUUCCGUCAGAAUUUCUAAACCGGAAAUCUCUGAGAAGGACAAAAGUUGGGAAAACCUGCCCUCAAGGAGUCCAACUGGAGGAUCUCGAGAUAGAUCACGUUUAUCUCCAUACCCCAAGCAAGAUAAAAAUGUGCACCUUCAGAAAAGUUCUGAAUCUCUAAGUACCGAUGUAGCUACACCAGCCACCACCACAGAAGACGAGAUAACACGGGAAUCUUCAGUCAUCAAACAAAAUCCUUUCUUCAAGUUGCGUCCAUCGCUGGCUCUGCAACCAGAGGUUGAGAAGGACAUCAUGGAGGCUGAAGCAAGAGAGGACGAGCUUCGCAGACAAAGACACACUUUGUACGGAGACACGCUGAAGAGUACAGAGAAGAGGAACAAGCCGCUAGUCACGUCGGCCGUCAUACCAGGCGCAAAGCAACCAUCCCGAGGUAAACUGGAACGGGUCUGGCCACCCCCAAGCAAGAAAGAGCAGCUUAAAUCUGAACAAACUCAGAAUGCAAGUGUGCACAGGGCGGGAAGUCAGAGGUCUGGUCUCUGGCAACGCUGGGAGUUUGGUCGCAUCAACGGGCAGAUGUCUGAAGAAAAGAACUGAUCCUGACAGAUGAGUCUUCACAGAUAUUUUAAUGUUACCUACAAUACUAAAAUCAGGGAAUGAAAUAUGAAUAAGUAUUAGAAAAGCCUAGUUCCUAUUCUGUAGAUUUGCUUUUACUCUUGUUUAACUUUGGGCUUUUUUUUUUAUUUUUCUGAUUUGACAGUUUAAUACUGUAAUCAAGUGUUAUGGAUGCUAUAAUGCAGUGACGUGCAAUGAGGUUCAUAGCAAAGUAAUUAAUAGAACAAUUCAUUUUCUUUCCAAAUAUGUCCUAUAGUCCCCUGUAAUAUUGUUUUAUAAACAAAUAUUUGUAGUCUUACCUUUUAUGCGCUCUAUAAUUCUUGAGGGAAAAGUUGUGUUACUUUGUUGUAAAAGUCUGAUCACCUUCCGUUGAGCUUAUUAUAUAAUCCACCAUCUUGGCUGUCAAGUUCAUUCAUUCAUUCAUUCAGCAGGACAUGAAAAAUCAUUGCAUUUGACUUGUUGAUUCUAGCCGACCCUGAUGUUUAUGUAUUUCAAUAAAGUAAAAAAAAUGCUGGGGUUUCCUCUCUGUAGAAAGACGGCAGCGACAAGCACUUUCUAACUCAUGCACGCCCCCCUUCACAGGUCUCUGUAUUGUAUUUUUUUAUUAUUCUUUUAUUGUAUUUUUAUUAUAUAUAUUAUUAUAUAUAAUAUAUAUAUUUAUACACACACAUACUUACAUAUUAAAUUUUAUUUUUAGAAUGUGCUGCUGGCCACUAAAAUAUAAAAAUCAGCAGCCUGCCGCAAAUGGCCCCUGGUAGUAUUUUGCUCGUUCAUGCAGUACUCUUUCCAGUCUACAGGGGGCAACAGCGAGGUUUACGUGUCACAAUGAAACAGCAGUAGAAGAAAACGGAUCCCAUUUAUAUAAAUAUCACUCAACUCCAUCAACAACAACAAAAAUAGACACAGGAAAUUUUACUUUGCGAUUGGACUAAAAUAAUGACCAAACCAGCUAAACGGUGUUUUGAAGAAUAACCUGUGGGGGAACUUUCAUACGAAACAUUACAACUUUGAUGCAGUCCAUAUAUCCCCAUUAUCCCUGAUUAUAGUGGCUUGCUAGUUAUGUUAACACAAAGAAAAACAGAACCAUAACAACUAUGUAUUUGUAAUAUCUUUUUUAUAUAAACCUCAGCUCGAAUUCAAUGACUUCCCAAAAAAUAUCAGAAAGUAGGCGGUGAUACAUAAUGUAUUUAAUAGAUCGAUACUGUGUGUAUGACAAUUUUAUGAAUAUUGUACAUCUGCACACUAUAACAUAUCAAUAUGGUGGUUAUGAUUAUUAGAGAUGCCCACCUUGUCAUGUUUAUACAUACAAUACAUACUACAGUAUACGUGUAUACUCCGUAUGUCACGCGCUGUGAGGUUUUAAUAGUGUAAUCCCCCUUGUGAUGUGUAAUGUGUUGCCAUGGAGAGAUAUGUUCCGGGGUUGGGAAGGAAAAGGGGUGACGGACAGGAAGUGACUGAGAAAAAGCGCAUGUUGUUGGACAUAGUUACAGUCCAGCUACAGUUCCCCUUGUAGGAACAAUUGUUCCGCCUAUCUGGUCAGGUGUUUGGCUGAGAGCAGAGUGCUACAAUAUUAUUCACCAAAAGAGGGCAGUAUCAUCUCAAAUAACAACGGAAUUCCACAUUGAGGCAAUUAGAAUGAAAGUAAACCUGUACAGUCUCUAUUGUUUGACAGGCACAAAGGACGAUAAAUCGGCAAAUUGUUUGGGUGGUUAUUAUUUUAGCCACGCUUAUUUGACACUAAGUGAAAAAUGAUAACAUUAAAUGAGAGUAAUUAUUAUUGUUAUAAUGUAAAAAUGUUAUAUAUGUGUUUGUUAUGGCCUGCCAUAUUUCCAUUGUCCCUCAUAAUAGAUAUGGACUUCAAUUUCAUUAAAUGUUUUUGCACAAAAGACAAAUACAUUCCUGUUAAAAACUGGAAUUAAAGCUG